Molecule: messenger RNA, 1725 nt
Organism: Folsomia candida
Lineage: Eukaryota; Metazoa; Arthropoda; Collembola; Entomobryomorpha; Isotomidae
Exons: 3
Coding region: 579-1415 (278 amino acids)
Source: RefSeq, a predicted model, not a curated record
AAAAUUCAUUGCUUCAAGAAAACUGGAAACUUCUAACGACAACUAAAAAUUUCGUAAUGGCGACAGAUCUCACAUGGUUUACGGUAAGUCUCAACUUCCGGUUGAACAGUUUCUUGUGGAAGAUACCCCUCCAAUGGGACCCCACCCGGAACCGCUUCGUCUUCAAGCCAGGCGGAAUUCGAACCUUCUUCUGGUGGUACUUCGUUAUGUGGAUCGUGGUCGGUGUGAUUUCCAUGGGAUCAGCCGUGUACGUCAUCUAUGGUCAAAUGUACCAACCGAAACCAUACAUUAGCCUGGUUAGCCCGUUGCAGUUUGGAACAUUACUUCCCGUGUGUGGAUUUACUCUGGGAAUGGGGAUCAUAGUGGGAAUGGGUCAAGCGGAAUAUAAUGCAUUAUUUCUCAACAGGAUACUCCAGUUGUAUGACGACAUCUACCAACAAACCGCAAAUAUUGGGUGGAGACAGAAAAAGGGUGAAUUACCUAACCUGUUCCUGCUCGAAGAACUUAUUUUUGUAUAACCUAAACUCAAUUCUUAACAAGGUGGGAGAUCGAGAAUAAAAAACAUAUUUGGAAUUGAGAUGCCUAGUUUGGUUAUGGAGGAUGGCCGGUUGGAUAAGUUUGGACUGACGCUCUUCGUCGCCCUCACACCCCUGCCAUUCGCGGCCACUCUUCCAAGCCUUGUCAUGGCCACGGGAAUUGAAAGACGGGACGUCUACAAAUUUGUUUUAGAAGACAUUCUACCCUUCUCCGUCUCUGUGGAUAGUUUUCCCAUAAUUCUGCUUCGAAUUUUGCUGGUAUACGUUCUAUUUGCCGAGGUGUACAGGAUGAUAGCUUUCUUGAUAGUCGUCAUGGUGAUACCAGCACGUUUGUAUGCAAAAAUUGUGGAGAACCUGAUGGAAUCAGGGUCUGUUGGUUCAGCGGCGGGAACACUCCCUCCACAAAUACGCCGCUUUCACCAAAUUCGAAUCCUCAACCAAGAAAUAGAAAAAAAUCUAGCGACACGGAUUUUCCUCUUGAUGGCCAUUGGACUAGUUAUCUCUACCUGCCUCAACUUUUGUGCAAUUCGGUUCGUCCAUAGUUCCAUGGCUUUGGGGAUAUACAUCAUGUUUCCGUUCGGUGCGUUCGUCGUGUUGAACUUGAUCGUGACUCUGCUAGCCGUGGGAAUCAGGAUACACGAAAAUUCUGUCGAAACCUUGUUUCAGUGGAAGAAGGGGAUUAACUCAUUCACAAGGGAGUCUGCACAGUGGAAAAAAACGCUUGGAGCAAUGCAACCACUGAAAUACUAUGUUGGCUUGAAUGGACACAAUUUCUUCGAUGUCAAGAAAUCCCUUAUGAGCACGUACAUGGUGAUAAUCCUGGAACAAACGAUAGACCUUCUGCUGGCACUUCCUAGUGUGAGGGUGCUCCAGGGUUGAACAUAGUUUUAUUUCAGGUAAUGACGAUAUGAUGGAUGCUUGAAAGAAUUAUUUCUAACAGUUUUCUUAAAAAUUAUACAUAAUUAAAUUCGUCCAAUGCAAUUUUUUUCUUUCAAUGGUAUACGUUUCACGAGAAAUAAAAGUCGGUAGGAGUUACAACACAAAGCUGUUUAUUGGUUGGCGACAAAUGACAAAUGCAAAUACGAAUUGGUAAAAUUUUAGAACUGCGAAAAUUAAAAAGUCAAAAUUAAUUUUGUCUGAAUAUAUUUCUCACUGGUUGAUAGUUAUGGGAAUUUGUGAACAUUCUUUU